AUGGCAGCGCGUCCCCUGCGCUCGGCCACGGCCAUAGAGCAAUAUGCCAGCAUGACAUCAAGUCAGGCGAUUGUCGCUUCCGAGCCAGGCCCUGAGCACCACGGCGGAGACAACUGGGAGAUGACCGAUAUCAGGGUACCGACCGAGCUCAAGGACGGCGAGAUCCUGGUCGAAAUGGUGGCUUCCGGCAUCUGUCAUACUGACAUUGCUUUGACGAAUCCUCAUAUGGGGCAGACGUUUCCUAUGGUUGCUGGGCAUGAAGGUUCCGGAUAUGUCAAAGCCGUAGGACCGAAUGUCACAAAGCCAGUCAAGCCAGGCGAUCCAGUGCUAUUAUCCUUCGACAGCUGCAGCAACUGCAAAGAAUGCCACUCGAAACGACCUGCUUACUGCGACACAUUUGCCCCCAUGAAUUUGUUUGGCGAGUCAGAUGUGUUCAAAGGAAGUGCUGAAACGCAAUCGAUUGGCGCGAAAUUUUUCGGGCAUUCUAGCUUUGCGAAGCUCAGCAUUGUCAAGGAAACUACUGUGCUCCCCGUAACAGGCUUGAUCAAGAACGACGACGAGCUGAAGCUGUUUGCCCCACUUGGGUGCGGGAUCCAGACUGGUGCUGGAGCUAUCUUGAACUUGACGAAGCCAGGGCCGGAUGAUAUUGUUAUGGUCUGUGGACUUGGAGGUGUUGGGCUGAGUGCUGUGAUGGGCGCACAUAUUGCUGGCUGCAAGCAGAUCAUCGCAGUCGACAAGAAUCAGGCUCGCAUCGAUAUUGCGAUAGCUCAGUUCGGCGCAACACAUGGACUGAACACGAGUGGUCUCGAAGACCUCACUGCUGCCAUGAAGCAUAUCGCUGGAGGUCGUGGACCAAAUAUAGUGGUCGAGACAACCGGCUUCCCUUUGGUACUCGAAAGCGCCUACUACGCAACAGAUACACGAGGUGCAUACGUACAAGUUGGCGGACCAACAAAGCCAGACUACAGAUUCGCCUUGGAUCUUGUCCAGCAUCUCUUCCGUGGUGUCAAGUUAUGGGGCUGUGUCGAAGGCGAUAGCUUCCCAGGAGAAUUCAUCCCGCAACUCAUACAGUACUAUAGAGAAGGAAAGUUACCGGUGGACAAGAUGGUGAAGUACUAUGAUGCCAAGGACUUUAAGAAGGCCUUACAUGACAUGCACGCAGGCGAGACGAUCAAGCCGGUUCUCGUGUGGUAG
Fulvia fulva is the source of this 1194-nucleotide messenger RNA. RefSeq names its product Aryl-alcohol dehydrogenase. The transcript is spliced from 7 exons. NCBI's taxonomy places the organism in Eukaryota, Fungi, Ascomycota, Dothideomycetes, Mycosphaerellales, Mycosphaerellaceae. The record is from RefSeq and is a predicted model, not a curated record. Bases 1 to 1194 code for a protein of 397 amino acids. Gene Ontology annotation, molecular function: zinc ion binding; oxidoreductase activity.